Molecule: messenger RNA, 995 nt
Organism: Pseudophryne corroboree (corroboree frog)
Lineage: Eukaryota; Metazoa; Chordata; Amphibia; Anura; Myobatrachidae
Gene: RNF138
Product: ring finger protein 138
Exons: 6
Coding region: 184-855 (223 amino acids)
Biological process (GO): DNA double-strand break processing involved in repair via single-strand annealing; double-strand break repair via homologous recombination
Cellular component (GO): nucleus; site of double-strand break
Molecular function (GO): single-stranded DNA binding; ubiquitin protein ligase activity
Source: RefSeq, a predicted model, not a curated record
UCCAACUGCAAGUAAUGGUUAUGUGAGAAACAGGUGAUAUCAAUCUGGGCUGUGAUACAGACAGAGCUUUUCAAGUUCUGUUACUCCUGUUUUCUUUGAGUCUCAACAAGCUGCCUUCAUUUUCCAGGCUUUAAAAUACAUGCAUGUAGGCUGUAUCAGAGACCAUACAAACUGCUGUUCUUAAUGGCAGAAACAACAGCCUCAACGUCUAGUUUUCCAGCUUCUCGUGAGAUGCAGGAUUUCAACUGCCCUGUUUGUCAGGAGAUCUUUCAGACUCCAGUGAGAACACAAAGCUGUCAGCACCUUUUUUGCAGAAAAUGCUUUCUAAUGGCUGUUAAAGCCAGUGGUGCUCACUGCCCUCUCUGCCGUGGGGCAAUAAGCAGAUGGGAAAGAGCAACACCUACCAGAGCAUCUGACAUUGAGCUAGAGAUGCGAAGCCGCUCAAUGGAGUGUUUGUACUGCGGGAAACAGGUGAAAUUGUCCUAUAUGCGACUUCAUUAUAAAUCCUGCAAGCGUUAUCAAGAGGAAUUUGGGACUACAUCCAAAUAUGCAAAAGUUCAGAGCAGCACAUACACCACUAAACCACUGGAGGCCACCUAUAAUUGUCCCCUCUGCCCACAGCAAACCUUGACCAGAAGAGCCUUACUGGACCACUGUAACUUUAUGCAUUAUUUUGAAGUUGUGAAAGCGGUGUGCCCUAUAUGCACUUUUUUGCCGUGGGGAGAUCCGAUCCAAGCAACGGGAAAUAUUGUUGGACAUCUAAAUGCUAGACACCAAUUUAGCUAUGAAGAUUUCAUGCUAAUCAAUUUAUGGCUUUGUCUCGAUGAUACCUGUCUUCCAGAAUGUCUACCUUGAUGAAGAGGCUCAAUUCAAAGCUGCAGUUGAGAAAUCCUAUCAAACUUUCAAUGGACUACAUGAAAUGCUGCAAUAAAUACAACUUAAUAACUUACACAAUUUGUUUACUGUAUGUUAAUAAAAUAUUUUUUAUUCUAAAA